Cavia porcellus (domestic guinea pig) is the source of this 4723-nucleotide messenger RNA. RefSeq names its product zinc finger protein 791-like. Gene Ontology annotation, biological process: regulation of transcription by RNA polymerase II. Gene Ontology annotation, molecular function: DNA-binding transcription factor activity, RNA polymerase II-specific. The record is from RefSeq and is a predicted model, not a curated record. Gene Ontology annotation, cellular component: nucleus. The transcript has 6 exons. Bases 1 to 1959 code for a protein of 652 amino acids. Lineage: Eukaryota; Metazoa; Chordata; Mammalia; Rodentia; Caviidae.
AUGUCCUCUUACAUCCUAGGACUGACCGUGAAAGAUUUGUGCACACAAAGCGCCUUCGGGGACUUCUGCCGGCUGCAGGCCGCGUGGGAAGGACUCGGGGACACCGGGAAGCCGCGCAGUGGUGAUGGCUCCGGGUCUCCAGGCUGCCAACUCCCUGCUCGGCGCUUGCCUCUGCAACGCAGAGAAAAAGAGGCAGGAAGGCAUGCUCCAAGGACAACUGUAUUGCAGGAGGUGGUGACCUUCGAGGAUGUGGCUGUCAGCUUCACCGGUGAGGAGUGGGCUAUGCUGGAUCCAAUCCAGAAGAAGCUCUACAGAGAUGUGAUGCUGGAAACCUUUACGAACCUGGCUUCCGUAGGAAGGGACUCAGAUGACCAGCACGCUGAAGAUGAGUACAGAAAUUGCAGGAAACAUCUAAGAAGUGAAGAGGUAGAGCAGUCCUGGCAGUAUCAACUCUGGUAUCAACAAGGUGAAAUGGUUUCUCCGACACCUGACACAACUGUGCAAAUGAAAGUCGUUGGUAUAAAACCACAUGAAAGUGUUUCCAUCAUUACACCAAAUGAUGUGCAAAUUGGAGCAAGCAGUCACAGUGAAGUAAAUAUGUACAUAUGUGUAUCGUUGGGAAAGGAUUUUAAUUAUCACCAUGAUAGUCAGGCACAUGAAAAGCCUCACUUUAGAGAUAAAACCUGUGGACUUGAACAAUGUGGAAAAUCCUUCACUAACAAUUCAUUGGCUAAUGAUGAAAGAAGUCACUUGGCAGAAAAACCGUAUGUAUGUAAACAAUGUGGGAAAGCUUUCAGCAGAAGAGAUAGUUGGCGAAUGCAUGAAUGGAUUCACACUGGAGAAAAACCGUAUGUAUGUAACCAGUGUGGGAAAGCUUUCAGCAGAAAACAUAGCUGGCAAAUGCAUGAAUGGAUUCACACUGGAGAGAAACCCUAUGUAUGUAAGCAGUGUGGGAAAGCAUUCAGCAAAGGUAGUACUUACAGAAUUCAUGAGAGAAUUCACACUGGAGAGAAACCUUAUAUUUGUAACCAAUGUGGGAAAGCUUUCAGCACCCAAGAUAGUUGUCGAAUACAUGAAAGAACUCACACUGGGGAAAAACCCUAUGUAUGUAAGCAGUGUGGGAAAGCUUUCAGCAAAAGUAGUAGUUGUCGGAUUCAUGAAAGAAUUCACACUGGAGAAAAACCUUAUGUGUGUACCCAUUGUGGGAAAGCUUUCAGCACCCGUGAUCGCUGCCGAAUACAUGAAAGAAGUCACACUGGGGAGAAACCCUACAUAUGUAAUCAUUGUGGGAAAGCUUUCAGCACAAAAAGAAAUUGUCAAGUACAUGAAAGGAUUCACACUGCAGAGAAACCCUAUGUAUGUAAGCAGUGUGGCAAAGCUUUCAGCACACGUGGUGUAUGUCAAACUCAUGAAGCAACACAUACUGGGGAAAGACCCUAUGUAUGUAAUCAGUGUGGGAAGUCUUUCAGCAUGAAGCAUAACUGGCAAAUGCAUGAAUGGACUCACACUGGGGAGAAACCAUAUGUAUGUAAGAAAUGUGGGAAAGCUUUCACCACAAAAAGGAAUUGUCAAGUACAUGAAAGGACUCACACUGGAGAGAAACCCUAUGUAUGCAAGCAGUGUGGGAAAGCUUUCAACACAAGUGGUGUUUUUCAAAGGCAUGAAUGGACUCACACUGGAGAGAAACCCUAUAUAUGUAUACAGUGUGGGAAAGCUUUCAGAUCACACUCAAAUUGUCAAAGACAUGUACGAACUCACACAGGUGAGAAACCCUAUGUAUGUAAGCACUGUGGGAAAGCUUACAGCACAAACAAGGAUUGUAAAAUACAUGAAAGAAGCCACACGGGGGAGAAACCAUAUGUAUGUAAGGAAUGUGGAAAAGCUUUCAGCUCAAAUAAGUAUUGUAAAAAACAUGAAAGGAAUCACCCUGGGAACAAACAGUACGUGUGUAACCAAUGAGGAAAAAUUUUUGCUACCGAUGAUAGUUCUCAAAACCAUGAAAGGCACACUAUGGGGAAAUCCAGUGUAUGUAAGCAGUGUGGGAAAGUUUUCACCAAACUGAAUUCAUGAAAGAAUUCACAGUGGAGAGAACCUUACGUGUGUAAGCAAUUCAGGGAAGCUUUCAGUACACGCAGUGUUUGUCAAACUCCUGAAGUGACUCACUGGGGAGAGACCCUACAUAUGUAGCCAGUGUAGGAAGUCUUUUAGCGUGAGAUAAUUGGCAAAUACAUAAAAUGACCCCCACUUGGGAGGAACCCUAUGUAUGCAAGCAAUGUGGGAAGCAGGAAUUAUCAAGUACAUGAAAGGGCUCGCCCUGGGGAGAAACCAUAUAUAGGUACACAGUGUGGGAAAGAUCAGAGUUCACACUCGAAUUGGCAAAGAUAUGUAUGGACUCACAGGGGAGAAACAUUAUGUACAUAAACAGUGUGGAGAAGUUCACAGUGCAAACAAGGAUUUUAAAACACAUGAAAGAAGCCACACUGGGGAGAAACCCUAUGUAUGUAAGUAGUGUGGGAAAGCUUCAUGGUAGUUACUAAAAUCCUGACAGAAUUCACACUCCAGAGAAACCCUAUGUAUGCAAGAAAUGUGAGAAAACUUUGAGCAGGCCAAAUAGUUGUUAGGAACAUAAAAGAUCCAACAGAGGACACAGCCAGCACUAUAAGCAAUGUGAGAAAACUUUCAGAUCACAGAAAGAUUGCAAACGACAUUCAUGAAUUCACACCGGGAGAAAAACUAUAGGUAAUGUAGGCAAACCACACGCAGAGAUGGCCUGGGCAUGAAAGAACUCGUACUGCAGGUGAAAUCCUGCGUGUGUAAAUAACAGGAGCAAACUUCACCACACAGUGUGUUUGUGAAACACGGGAAAGAAAUCAGCGUGCAGUGUAAACCUGUGUACUUAGCCAGUGUGGGAGGCGGUGAGCUCCCACGGUCUUUAUCAAAGUCGUGAAGGGCACACUGUUGGAACGCUGUGUAUGUAAGCAGUGCGUGUGUGCGCAAGUACACAGAGGUGUUGGGGAAUACAUGAAAUAAACUACACGUGGGAGAAAGUCUGCAGACACAGGAAAAUUCUGUGCCGAGAGCAGUGUGCAUGGUAACAAGGAGAGUACCUGCCUCGCUGUGUGAAUUCACUUAGACGUGGAUCAGACUGAGGAGAACCUUUCCUUACAAGUGUUGUAAAGCCUCUGUCCACACAGGUAUCAGUACACACAGGGAUUGAUAAUGAAGAGGUCGGAACACGUAAGCAACGUGGGGUUUUGUUUUGUUUUUUGUACCAGGAAUCGAACUCAGGACCAUGCGCUUGCAAGGCAGGUGCUUAUGCCGCUGAGCUACAUCCCUGGCCAGUGUGGGGGGUUUUUCAAUUAACAGAAAUUCAUGAAUUACAUAUACGGGAAACCCUUCAGUUCUUGCAAUACAUGAACAUGCUCCCACUAAAGAGCCAUCCCAUCUAAGUGUGCCAUGCCCAUGACAUCAGAAACUGGAAGCUCAUGAGCGUUAGUGUGAUCAUGGAGCGUGAGGAAUCCCCAUUUUUGCACUGCUUUCCAUGAAUCGUGGCAUUGCACAGAGGAAGCGUGUGUGAAUGUGUGUAACACGGGCACCUGUGGUCAUUUCAUCUUAGUUUAUCUGGCAAACAGUAUUGUGGGGACCAGUGAUAGAAAAGCUUUGCACGUGUGAUGAGUUGUCCUGCAUUUAAGGGCACUACGUCAAAACCCUGUGAGUGUACGAGGUCUCGGUUAUAACAUGUUUUUUCAGAUCCUUUGUUCACUUUUUAUAUAAUUUAAACAUAGAAAAAUGAGUUGUGUAAAAAUGAGACAUCAAAUGUUUCUGCAGAAAAUACUGCAGGAGAUAUGCUGACGUGUAAAUACUGUAAGCUUGUCUCUUAAAUAGCCCUCUGUAUUAAAUGCUUUUAAGUAUAAAUAUAGCUAGGCAAUACAGCUCAGCAGCGCGGUGCCUGCCUGGCAAGUGCUGGGUUCUGAGCUUGAUUCCAAGUAGCAAGAAAACAAUAAAAACAGUUAACAUAGUCGAGAGCAGUGGCACGCCUCAGUCCCAGCACUGGGGAGGCUGAGGCAGGAGGGUAGUUGUGGGUUUCAUGCCAGCCUGGGGUACAUAGCGAAGCACUCUCUCAAAAAUAAGAAACACAAACAAAUGCUCACAUAAUUCUGCAUAUUCUUGUGAUCACAGUUUUUAAAAUAUUGUAUUUAAACUGUGAUCACAGUUUUUAAAAUAUUGUCUCAAGGUACAUAACAAUUAACUUCAUUUGCACUACAUUAGAUCGUAAGGUGAAGAGACUUGUAUUUCUUAUGUGAUGCUAGGCUUAGUAUUUUUAGGUUAUAUUUGUUUAAUCUUUCUUUCUGGGGUUUAGUAAUUGCGAUGUAACAUGACUCAAAGCGGAAUUUCCCUUAACUGUUCCCAUUUUCCCUUUAGUUGUAUUUAAAACGUUACCGCACACAGUCCAUUAUUCUACCAAUAAAUUUGUAACUGGUUGUCAUAUUUUAUUAUUUUAUGACUAGUAAUUUCUGUACCUGUGCUUAAGUGGUCAUCUGUUUUCAGUGUGUAAAUUAACAAAUACCACGUUUUUAGUGUUUUAAGAUAUUUGUACAUAUCCCAGUAAAGUUGCAAAUUACACACAGUGUAUGAUUUUUCAUGGUUUCUUCAUGAGAACCAUUAAUAUGAUGUGUGUACUGUAUUGCUUGUUUCUGUCAUUAAAUUUCACUUUUGAUUCUCA